UAAAUUGUAAUACAAAUGUAAGGAAAAUUAAAAAUAGAAAACAAAACAGUGCCACAAUAUUAAUAUUUUUUAACAAAAAGUGAUAAUUAGUGUUUUCUUUGAAUUAACGAAUACAUGAAAAAUUAAUUUUGUUCCGAAUACGUAACUAUAAUGAUGCAGAAAAAUAAUAAAGUGCAUGCAAUGGAAGCAGACGACAAUUCUAUUAAUGUAUACAAAUUUCCUAGUGGUGGCGACCAAAAUCAAAACACUCAUCGAAAUAAAUCAGCUGGUGGCUCAAAGAGGAAAAAGGGAACAACACGRCGGAAGAAGCGCCGAUUUACGCAUAUUGAAAAGGAUGCGCCCGAAGAACAACAACAAACKUUAAACAAUAAAAAAUUAUGCAUAAUUUGUGGGAAUAGCCAGGAAAUAGUUGAUUUAUCAGCUAAUCCGAUAAUGAAAAAGACUAUGGCCUCUUACUGUGAAGGCGAUGGUGUGAAUUUGGAUGAAUGUUUAUCAUCACUCUGUAUUACUUGUGUAUUUAAAUCAAGAGCUGUAAGAGAAGUACAGAACAAUAUCAAAGUGCGCUUGCAAGGGCUUGGAAAUGGUCAACUAUUAAAAACGUCCCAGUGUUCUACGAAGAAAGAAGAAAAUUUGGAUAUCUCUGACUAUAAUGAAGAUAUUGAUAUAGAAGGCAAUAUCAGACUAAAUAAUAAAGAAAGCCGUUUAAAGAAAACACGUACCAAUGGUUUACGUGAAACAACUCCUCGCCUGCCUACUGYGGCUACCCUCGAAGCAUCACCUGCAACAAAUUCGCCAACUUUUAAUCAUCUUCAAUUCACAACACUCAGUAAAUGCAUUGGUAUCAACACGGUGCUCGAUAAUUCCAUGGAAGAUGUUGAUAAUAAAAAUACUGUACAACUUACAAAAUACAGAUUGACUGAGAUUUCYGGUACAACGACGUCAAUACAACAAUUGGAAGCCAAGGGUACGGAAUAUAAUCCCGCKGUUACUAGUUCACUCUUAUCCACAGAAAGGAUCGAAUUAUUAGCAUUAUCAAAUGUGCCUGACUUGCCGACAUCGUGUUCAAAUUCCACACAUUCACAUAAUGGUAUGAAUCAAUCAAUGCUACAGGUUAUCCGAGAACGUUCCGAAUCGGUUUUAAUAACAGAAUCGGGUGGAAAAAUCAACAAUUACAAAAAUGCGCCACGCGCAAAGUCGCGCAGAGUGUGUCGUCACUGUGGUAACACUUUUAUGCGCAAAGAUCACUAUAAUAAACAUGUACGGCGCUGUUACUAUCAAAAUACUCGAAGUUCGGCCUUAUUGAGUGCCGAUGUUACGAAUAAACUUGACAAGAGUCAAACAGUGCCACAAGUAAGUGCCAAGCGAAAGCCAGUGAACAGUGUYAACCAGAGUGUAAGCCCGACCACUACGGAUCGUGCCAGACGUAUACGUCAGUUUCAUUGCACCGAGUGUCAAGCCACGAUGGAUAGUAUCACUCUCCUGAGACAGCACCGUGCAACACAUCUACGUGAAUACAAAUGCGAUAUGUGCUAUCAAAAAUUUAGUACAUUAUAUGAACACGACUUUCAUCGUAUCGUUUGUUUGGCCGAAAAGGAAGUGUGGCAAGAACAAACGCAUAGUGAAGACGAAGAAAAUACUGCAAAUGAUGACAAGAAAUCUGUGGUUAGAUCCGAACGCGCAAUCGCAAAGUCUACCGCCAGCCGUCGGUUGACACGUGCGCAAAGCCGUGCUCGUACAGAUGUCGUGGAAAAACCUAAAAACCAACCAACCUUAAAACGCCGUUUAACUGUUUUAACCAGUGUCUCCCGCUAUGUGCAUAGCAACAAUAACAGUGAUGAUAGUGAUAUAGAUGAUGAUGAUGAUGUUUCCAUUGCCGAUUCAAUGGAUUCAAGGCGUAGAGUAUAUACAGGUGAUUGGCUAGAGAGACGCAACGAUAGUAUAGUUUACGACCUGCCUAAUAUACAAAUUGGCAGUGCAAAAGAAUAUGAUCUUUACCUGUUGGAUAGGCUGAAAGCGCAAAUUAGAGCACAGGAGUUUACAUGCUUAACAGACGACUGCGAUUUUUUCACCGAUACACUAUUGAAUUUAAUGCUACACGAUUAUGUACAUCAUUUUAAAAGCUCAUGGUUCUACUGUCAAAAAUGUGGCAGCGUUUUUACAAGCAAAGUUUUCUUGGACUACCAUUUGGACCGGCAGAAUGGAGGCAGAUACAUUUGUUACAAAUGCAAUGAACAAUUUAUGUUUCAACAUCAAUUGGAUUUACAUCUAAUAUAUCACACAAAGCAGCUGAAUYAUACCUGUGAUAAAUGUAAAUGUGAAUUUCUCUCGGAAGAGAAAUUGGCUCUUCAUACGAAACUUGAGCACAGUAACGAAACCGACAAGAAUUUAAUAUGCAUACAAAGUAAGGCAACAUAUGCGUCUUCUCGGUCGCCAGGCGAAAACGAGUAUUUGAAUGGCAGGCAACGGAAAAAGUACAACGUCAAAAUACUCAAUAUGCGGCUACCUUAUAUGCCUUCGAGAAGACCGUUAGAGUUACCAGGUCAUAAGCCAUAUCGACGACGUAUUGGYGUUAUUGAAUUCGAAAAUGAGCGAAAUCCAAAUUGUUGUAGUUGUAAAUAGUGCCACACGUUCGUUAGCAAUAUACAUUUGCUUACGGUUCUCCUGAUUCGUCUGACAAAGAAAAUCAACAACACCUGGAGAAUAUUUAUAUUAUACCAAAUACUUAAACAUGAAUCAGUUAUGAAGCCUCAAAUAUCUUUGAUUCAUAAAAACAAAGUAAAACAGCUGAUUUUGACGUUAAGCGUUAAAAUUUUAACAUUUUUUUUUUAACAAGUUGUUGUUUUCAGGCUGUCGACACAACCUUAUUUAAUUCAAUCAUGUACUUAACGGUACAAAGAAGUUUUAUAACGCAACUAUUGUUGUAACAUUUUUUUCGCUUCCGCGCCUGUUUGUGAGAUGAAUUCAUGUAAUUUGUCAGUAAUGUUUGCUCAACUCAAUUUCGAAUUGAAUAUUGUUAAUUGUAUUAUAAAAACAUAUAGUUAAAUCUUCGAUUGUGCAAAAUUUAGUGGUUUUAAAUCAAUUUAGCAAAUUUUUGUACGAAUCGCAACACUAAUUUCCUGAAUUAUCAAUACGACUUUAUUAAAUAUUUUCUUAAUUUAUUGUGAAACAUUAAAGUUCGGGUAAUUUUAAUUGUAAUGGAAAAAUAUACAUAUUGGACCAGUAWGAGUUGAGAUCGCAUUCAAAAAGUCUGAAGUGUGAACCCUUAAUUUUCAUAGGUACAUAUGUAUGUGUUUUUCAAAUAAUGUUAGUUAAACAAUGUUAGAAAUUAAUGUAUUUUAUGAACAUAAUUGACAUCACUUAUUGUAGAAAAUUGUGCAAUUGAAUCACAUUCAUAUGUUAAUGCACACCCGUAUUUUUUUACCUCGUUGUAGAUGUUGUGUUUAAUACUAUUUGAGAGAAUUGUCCAUACAGUACCAUUAAUUAAUGAUAAAUAAAUACGCUUUCAAGUAAAUCGAA
Bactrocera latifrons is the source of this 3516-nucleotide messenger RNA. RefSeq lists its product as uncharacterized. Gene Ontology annotation, molecular function: DNA-binding transcription repressor activity, RNA polymerase II-specific. Gene Ontology annotation, biological process: negative regulation of transcription by RNA polymerase II. The coding region runs from base 151 to 2619 and encodes 822 amino acids. Lineage: Eukaryota; Metazoa; Arthropoda; Insecta; Diptera; Tephritidae. The transcript has 5 exons. The record is from RefSeq and is a predicted model, not a curated record.